This is a messenger RNA of Chelonus insularis, 1526 nucleotides long. It is a transcript of the gene Dnz1, whose product is annotated as DNZDHHC/NEW1 zinc finger protein 11. Bases 525 to 1355 code for a protein of 276 amino acids. The transcript has 4 exons. Lineage: Eukaryota; Metazoa; Arthropoda; Insecta; Hymenoptera; Braconidae. The record is from RefSeq and is a predicted model, not a curated record. Gene Ontology annotation, molecular function: palmitoyltransferase activity.
UAAACAAAUUCUGACAGUUCAGAGAUGGAAAAAGCAAACAAGUUCCAAGAAAGUUUUCUAGUGAAAAAAAACUAACGCCAUAUGUUAUUCAGUUUAUUUGCUAACUGACAACCACGAUAAUUGUAUUUGUAUAUUAUAACCAUACAUUGUUGUUAACAAUCAUUUAUUUAUUAAGAACAUAUCAACAAAUAAAUACUCAUUUUAUUGAUUGUUAUUUUGGAAAUUUAAAUAGAUUUUUCAGUAGAAAUAAACGUAACGUUUUGUGUUGACUGGAUAUUUUGAUGUUAUAUAAAUUACAGUUAAGUGUGUGAUUUAGCUUGAUAAAUUGGAGCGAUUGUUUGAUUAAUUAGAUUGAAACAAAAAAAUGUGUUGAUUACUUAACAGACACGAAGCAGAAAGUUGUAUUGAUAAACAUGAGAGAAAAACGAUUUUAAAUGGGUAGCAAUUAUCGUGUAAUUAUUUUGUUGUUAUUUUGAUUGAGUUGGGAGUUGAAGUAUCCUUCAUUGAUUAUUUAACGAGCAAUAAUGUUUGUGAAAGAUCCAUGCGGAAUCGUUUGCAUUUUUGUGACGUAUGUCGCUGUAUUUUACGCAGACUAUGUUGUGAUACGAUGGAUUAUCCUACAUACUAUGCAAGAUAGUUUGUGGGGUCCAUUUCAUGUGAUAUUCUUCAAUACUAUACUUCUCCUAUUAAUGAUGUCUCACCUGAAAGCUAUCUGCAGUGAUCCAGGAGUUGUUCCUUUGCCACAGACAAGGAUGGAUUUUUCAGAUAUUCACACAGGUGGUUCAGGGGCUAGCGAUGAUUGUGAAGAAAGAGAUGAUUGGAGUGUUUGUACAAGAUGUGAAACUUAUAGACCCCCUAGAGCUCAUCAUUGUAGAAUUUGUGAGAGAUGUAUAAGACGAAUGGAUCAUCAUUGUCCAUGGAUUAAUAAUUGUGUUGGAGAAAGAAAUCAAAAGUAUUUUAUUCAAUUCCUCGUUUAUGUUGGAAUACUAGCUAUUUAUGCAAUUUCUUUGGUCAUUGUAUCUUGGGUAUCUGAGUGUCCAGAAUGCAGCACUGAUAUAACGGUAAAACAAAGCAGGAUUCUCCACUCCGUUAUCUUGGUACUGGAAUCAGCCUUAUUCGGAAUGUUCGUGGUAGCGAUAUUAGUAGAUCAAUUUCAAGCAAUCCUCGGUGAUGAAACUGCAAUAGAGCGUCUACAAGGUGGCCACCAUUAUCAUCAUCAUAAAUCUCGUCGCGCCUUCACUCUUCUUUCUCAAGUAUGCGGCAAAAGUCAUCCAAUUUUUUGGUUGCUUCCUUGUCAUAAUCCACCACGUUAUUCAUUUCGUCGAGAUGAUCGUUUACUUGAUCAUCAGGUCUAAGCAUUUUUCUCAUACUUCGCAAUUUACCAGUAAAUGAUCGCAUCAGUAAUUAUUAUAUUAAUUUUAAAUGCUUAUUGUCAAUUAAUUUUUUUUAUUCUUCCUUGGUUGCUGAUCACCGAUUUUUGGUCAGUUUAAUCUAUUUAUUUUGCGAUUGAUCUUUUAUUCUUUGAA